UUUCUUUUCUAAUGUCUCUAAAAUACACUCAUUUCCCGGCUAUAUGAUAGGAAGUUGGGUAAUUUAGUUCUCUUACAGCUGGGCCAAUGGCUUAGCUGGCGACUCAGCGCUUAUUUGUGUCUGUGAUCGAACAGGUUACACACUCAGCCCCCAAUCCAUGUUUUUCUUCCUAUUUCCAUUUCACAUACAGGUCGAAGCGCCAUGGUAUUCAAAGAAAGCCUGGUUCAUCUGAUGACUAGAAAACACAGGAAAAUCUCCUGUUUGUAUUCAUGACACGUGACAACUACACCCUGAAGGCCCUCACGUGACACCCCCUCGGCGCGUGUGGCUGACGUGUCCUCAGGCCGCGCGACUGGCCGCGACAUUACCACCAAGCUUAAAAAAACAACGCUAUUCUUUCCAAACCCCUGACCCAGCCGCAACACUCCUGUUUUCCCACCCCUAAAAUGGCGAAAAAAUCAACGCUGAAGGCUCCUCAGCCCACGCCCCCACAGAAGCCUUCAUUGUGGGACGUUGAUCCCGUGGCAGAGCCCCGUUUUGAGCAGGGUGUCGCGAGACCAUAUCUUGUGACCGAGGUCCCACCCUCUGUGACCGCUUCACGCACCGUGACCGCGGCCGAGUGGCCGUUCUUGGCUGUGUUGUUUGUUGCUGGAAUCUGGGUGCGCUUGAGCAACAUUUCCGUGCCCAGGUCUGUUGUCUUUGACGAGGUGCACUUUGGCAAAUUCUCCAAGUUCUACGUGCUCGGCAACUUUUUCAUGGACGUGCACCCGCCAUUGGCCAAGAUGCUCUUUGCAGCCGUGCUGUACUUGGGUGGGUUCAAGGGUGACUUUGACUUCACAACCAUUGGCGACGUGUACCCGGAGAACGUGCCCUACGUGUUGAUGCGCCUGUUUGCGGCCGUGCUCGGCUUGCUUACUGUGUUCCUCUGUUACUUGACGUUGCGGUCGCUGGGUGUGCGCCCUGCUGUGGCGUUUGUGACUGCCGCUUGUCUUCUUGUGGAAAACUCGUUCGUCACGAUCUCCAAGUACAUCUUGCUCGACGCGCCGUUGGUCUUCUUCGUCGCAUCUGCCGUCUACGCAUUCAAGAAAUUUGAGGUUCAGCGUCCGUUCUCCUGGGGCUGGUAUCGCGCCCUUCUUUCCUGUCUGGUCUCUCUCGGCUUGGCCUUGCUGUCCAAAUGGGUUGGCUUGUUCACCGUUGCCUGGGUCGGCGUCUUAUGCGUGAUACAAAUGUGGUUCCUCAUCGGCGAUUUGCUGGUUAAGACCAGCCUGAUUGUUCGUAAUGCCAUUACCCGGGCUUCGUUUUUGCUCGGUGUACCGCUUGUCUUGUAUUUAGCGUUCUUCAGCGUUCACUUCUCGAUUUUGUCCCGGGACGCCGAGGGCUCUGCAUUUAUGUCCAGCGCGUUCCGUAAAGGAUUGUCUGGCUCUACAGUGCCAGAGUCCACUACAGGACCCGUUGGAUACGGCUCCGUGGUCACCAUCCGCCACAUCAACACCAAAGGUGGUUACUUGCACUCGCACGAACAUUAUUAUCCCGCAGGCUCUAAGCAGCAGCAAAUCACCUUGUACCCACAUCUUGAUCCAAACAACGACUGGUUGAUUGAACCUUACAACAUGUCUAUCCCUGACGAGUUCGUGCCCAUCAAGAACGGCGACAAGAUAAGGUUGCAGCACGUUAGAACUGGGUUGAGAUUGCACUCGCACGACGAGAAGCCCCCGGUGUCUGACCGCGACUGGCAGAAGGAGGCUUCGUGCUAUGGCUACAAAGGCUUUGCCGGUGACCCCAACGAUGACUGGAUUGUUGAAAUUGUGCAACAUAAAUCCACUGAGAACGCCAAGGAGAACUUGAGGGCCAUAGACUCUGUAUUCCGCUUGAAACAUGCUAUGUCUGGCCACUAUUUGUUUUCCAGCGAUGUCAAGUUGCCCGAGGAAUGGGGUUUCCGUCAACAGGAGGUCACCAGUGCUGGGCAAGGCGCGAGACCUUUGACCCAUUGGUACAUUGAGUCGAACAACAACGAAAAAUUCGUUGGCAGAGACAGGGCCUUUUACGCUAAAUUGACGUUUUUGCAAAAGUUCAUUGAAGCACACAAAGUCAUGUGGAAGGUCAACAACGCUUUGACUUCGUACCACGACUAUCAAUCUAGUCCAUACGAAUGGCCGCUUUUGUUGCGUGGCAUCAACUACUGGGCAAGAGACCAUACUCAAGUCUACUUCAUUGGUAAUCCUGUUGUCUGGUGGACUGCUUCUGCGUGUUUGUUUGGUUUCCUUGUUCACGUCUCCAUUACACUUCUCAAAUGGCAGAGUGGCUCAAACUUGAACUUCCAAAAAGCUGCGUUUAACUACAACUACCAGAUGUUCACAUAUUUUGUUGGUUGGGCCAUUCAUUAUUUCCCUUUCUUUGUCAUGGGAAGACAACUCUUCUUGCACCACUACUUGCCUGCUCAUUAUUUCGCAAUUUUGGGUCUUGGUCACUUCUUUGACCUCUUGGUAACACUGUCCCAAAGAUACAGAAAGUACGCUUAUACUUUCUUAGUUUUGUUCUUGACUGUCACGGCAGUCGCUUAUCACACCUUUUCUCCAUUGACUUCGGGAACGGUUUGGACUAAACUGAAAUGCCUUUCGUCGAAGCUUGUUGGUACUUGGGACUAUGACUGCAACACGCACUUCCGCUCCGAGAAAGAUUAUGAGAGAUUCCUCUUGAGCUCUACCAGUAAGGAUGUAACACCAACUACUUCUGCUAGUGUGAUCAACGAAGCUAAGGAAACUCCCUUAGUUGUUGACUUGGAGCCAAAAAUGCAGCCUCCAAGCAACAGCGUUCACGAAGAGCCUCCCGCACCCGAAACUCAUCUUGGCGAGUGGCCAUUCAAACGUAGUGCUGCACAGGAAGAAGCUCCGCAAGGCGAGCUCUUCGAUGAGGCUACAACAGGAAAAGAUGGAGAUGCUGCUCCUCAAGCAAACAUCGCUGAAACCGUGGACGAACCAGCUGCGCUCGAUAAUGCUGAAUCCGCUGCAGAACAAGAACCAACAGAGGCAGAAUCUAUUGCUCAACAAGAAGAAGCAGAGGUGGAAUCCAUUGCUCAACAAGUACCUUCUGAGGCUGCGCCCAUCGCUGAAGAAGGCGAUGCCCCUAUUAAACCUCAAUCCGUUGCGCAUGAAGAUCCCAUUGCAAGAGCGGAGCCUGAGGCAGAAUCCCUUCCAGAGCACGUGCAAAUUGAGCACGAAACGCCAAUUCCAGACUCUCAACCAGAGGCCAACCCACAAGGUGCUAAGGAACAGCAAGAGGAACAGGAUUAAACAACGCGCUCACAUCCAACUGAGCAGCAAUACCUAGGUGGCGACUAGUUUCGUCCCCUGAGAUACAUAGAGUCUUUAGAAAUUACUACGAAAGGCCAAAAAAUGUCAGGUUCGUCGCCGGGUGAUCCUGUAAAGUCACGAUUGCUCAGCGUUUUUAAGAUGUCGUACAGCUUUAUAUGUUCUUCUGAACUCGGCUGCACUUAGAAUUGGAGGUGAGUACUUUCAUUCGCUGACAUUCGAGAGAAAAGCUCAGCCUUUCAUCGUUUACUGAAGAACUUGAACAUUUUUAGCUCUCUGGUCCUCCAAAACCAAGGUGUUCGAUAACUUGUUUUGACCCCACAAAUUUAUUAGUAUACAGAGUGAGACUCCAAGCAUUAUACGUCAGUACAUCAAUAAAAUUUUUAUGCGAACA
This is a messenger RNA of Metschnikowia bicuspidata var. bicuspidata NRRL YB-4993, 3702 nucleotides long. RefSeq names its product dolichyl-phosphate-mannose-protein mannosyltransferase (gene PMT1). The record is from RefSeq and is a predicted model, not a curated record. The transcript has a single exon. Gene Ontology annotation, biological process: protein O-linked glycosylation via mannose. Gene Ontology annotation, molecular function: dolichyl-phosphate-mannose-protein mannosyltransferase activity. Gene Ontology annotation, cellular component: membrane; endoplasmic reticulum. Lineage: Eukaryota; Fungi; Ascomycota; Pichiomycetes; Serinales; Metschnikowiaceae. The coding region runs from base 447 to 3290 and encodes 947 amino acids.